ACUGCCUCUGCAGCAAAAACAAAGAGCUAAGAACAAUAUGCCCAUUGUAAAAUAUCCUAGGACCAUAGAGCCUCUCUGGAUUGAAUGGGACAGGAAGGCACAGAAAUGUGGAUUAAGACAUACAAUUUAUGCUGUCAAUAGGGAUCACUAUACUGGAGAAUGGUUGGACAAUUUGAAGCAUGGUAAAGGUACACAGACCUGGAAAAGUACAGGCGCAAUAUAUAAUGGUGACUGGAAGUUUGGAAAACGGGAUGGAUAUGGAACAUACAGCAUUCCUGAUCCUGUAACUAAAGAAUACAAGAAAGUGUAUUCAGGCUGGUGGGAAAAUGACAAAAAAUGUGGCUAUGGAAUUAAGUUUUACUCGGACAUGGAAUAUUAUGAAGGGGAAUGGAGUGGCGGGAAAAGAAGCGGCUGGGGCAGAAUGUACUACAAGGAUGGAUCCAUCUAUGAAGGACAAUGGUUGGAAGACCAAUGCAGUGGCCAAGGAAUGCUUCGCUUAACAAAUGAAAAUCGGUAUGAAGGAACGUGGAAAGAGGGAAAGAAACACGGCCUAGGAAAGUUUUUCUACCUGAAUAAAGGCCAGUUGUUUGAAGGUUUCUGGGUAGCAGAUAUUCCGAAGUGUGGAACUAUGAUUGACUUUGGACGAGAAGAAGCUCCUACUCCUACGCAGUAUCCAAUACCCAAGAUUGAACUGGCCAAUCCAGAUGAUGUUUUAGAAGAGGCCCAGGCAAUGCUUGAUGACAGCCAAGAAUGAGAAAAG
Molecule: messenger RNA, 760 nt
Organism: Terrapene triunguis (Three-toed box turtle)
Lineage: Eukaryota; Metazoa; Chordata; Testudines; Emydidae
Gene: MORN3
Product: MORN repeat containing 3
Exons: 6
Coding region: 38-754 (238 amino acids)
Source: RefSeq, a predicted model, not a curated record